AUGAACUCAGUCCUGAGCCCUUUACUCGGUGACCGUCAGACCGGGACUACCCCUACGCCACUACUCGAGGAGAACGAGCCCCUCAUUCCGCGGUGGAGACGAUCCGCCCGCAACUUUCUAGCUGGACGAUGGGGCCAUUUUCUCGUGCUGGGCCUGGUCACCGUCGAUGUGUGCUGUACCUUUACGGAUUUUCUGAUCCAGUUACAUGUCUGCGAGUUGAAGCAUCGGUAUGCGCGUGUGGACCGUGGCUGGGGCAUCGCGGAGGAUGUCCUCAGUAUCGCCAGCCUGGUGAUUUCGUGUCUGUUCAUGGUCGAGUUGCUUAUUUCGGUGUUUAGUUUUGGGAAGGGAUACUUCUCAUCCAAAUUCCACAUCUUCGACUCCCUGGUCAUCAUCGUUGCCUUCAUAAUCGAAGUCUUCCUGCAGGGCCUAGUCGAGGAAGUCGGCUCGCUGGUCAUCAUUUUGCGUCUGUGGCGCGUGUUCCAGAUCAUCGAGGAGCUACAGUCUGCCAAUGAAGACACGCUGGAAGAGUACGAAAAUGAUAUUGAACAGCUUCGACAGGAGAACAACCUGCUUCGGCGGAGGUUGAACUUGGAAUCUGAUGGAAGAGCAGACGUGGAGUGA
This is a messenger RNA of Penicillium lagena, 621 nucleotides long. RefSeq lists its product as uncharacterized. Gene Ontology annotation, cellular component: plasma membrane. The record is from RefSeq and is a predicted model, not a curated record. Gene Ontology annotation, molecular function: voltage-gated proton channel activity. Lineage: Eukaryota; Fungi; Ascomycota; Eurotiomycetes; Eurotiales; Aspergillaceae. Gene Ontology annotation, biological process: proton transmembrane transport. The transcript is spliced from 2 exons. Bases 1 to 621 code for a protein of 206 amino acids.